UUCCUCCAGGCCGACAGGGGCGGUAUCGGCUCAUCCUGGUACGCCAACCGACUGUCAUGGCGGCUCCCUGGCGGAGGUUUCUUUCACGGUUGAACUGAACUGACAGAUUAACAUUUCAGAAAUGAGCUAAAAGAAGAACACGUCGGUGUCAGGUAUGAAUGUGAUGACAUCAGUGAUGCGGGGGGCCCGACGGCUCGUCCACGCCGACCCGACUCUUCUGAGCAACUUCCUGCCUGUGCCCCUCUGCUGUCCUGCUCGAAGCUCCGCCCCUCUGCUCACCUGUCACCAGAGCAGGAAGUUUGCCUCCAAACAGGUCAAAGGCGAGAAGAAGCACAAGGUCAAAGCUAAAGUGGACAAACAGGAAGUGGAGAUCAGACAGAGGAUGACGGUGGCGUCUCUCGCUGAGGCCAUGAACAGAGACUGUGAUCACGUGUUUGAGGCUCUGCUGAACACCUCGAUGGAUCUGGAAUCUCUGGAGCCGGACUCGGUCCUGGACGAGAAGUGGAUCAAGGAAGUGGUGACGCGAUCGGGGAUGAAGUUCAGAUACGCCACACUGAGGGAGACCAAACAGAGACCCAACAGAGACGUCCACAGGAGACCUCCAGCAGACCCGUCCAACCUGGUGCCCCGCCCCCCGGUGGUCACCAUCAUGGGCCAUGUGGAUCACGGUAAGACCACCCUGCUGGACAGUCUGAGGAAGAGCCAGAUCGUGUCGAUGGAGGCCGGAGGGAUCACACAACACAUCGGAGCUUUUCUGGUCCAGCUGCCUACAGGUGAGAAGAUCACCUUCCUGGACACUCCAGGUCACGCAGCCUUCUCCUCCAUGAGAGCCCGCGGAGCCAAUGCCACCGAUAUUGUCAUCCUGGUGGUGGCGGCCGAUGAUGGCGUCAUGAACCAGACGAUCGAGUCAAUCCAGCACGCCAGGAGGGCCCAAGUGCCGAUGAUUGUGGCGGUGAAUAAGUGUGACAAGCCACAGGCCGACCCUCAGAGAGUCAAACAGGAACUGCUGGCUCAUGAUGUCGUCUGUGAGGAGUUUGGAGGGGACGUUCAGGCCAUCCACAUCUCUGCUCUCAAGGGCGACAACCUGUUGGCUCUUGCUGAGGCCACGGUGGCGUUGGCGGAGGUUUUGGAGCUGAAGGCAGACCCCAGUGGCCCCGUGGAGGGACUCAUCAUUGAGAGUCGCACCGACAAAGGCAACGGCCCUGUAACAACAGCAGUCGUCCAGCGGGGGGUGCUGAAGCGAGGCUGCAUCCUGGUGGCAGGGAAGAGCUGGGCCAAAGUCCGUUUCCUGUUUGAUGAGAAUGGGCGAGCGGUGAAGGAGGCCAGACCGAGUACUGCGGUGGAGGUGGUCGGCUGGAAGGACCUGCCUUCUGCUGGGGAGAUCAUCCUGGAGGUCGAGUCUGAGAAGCGAGCGAGGGAGGUGGUGGAGUGGAGGACCUAUGAGGAGGAGCAGCAGAAGCUGCAGGAGGAGCAGAGCGCCAUUGAGAUGAAACAGAAGCUACACCUGGAGGAAUACAAGAAGGAAAGGGAGGGGCUAACUCACCUGAGCUGGAGGCAGAGGAAGUCGGCACUGUAUCGAGCCAACAAGGCCAAGUUUGCCGUGAGGCCGAGCGAAAAGGUGCAGCAAGACGAGCUGAACCUGCCGCUCAUCAUCAAAGGUGACACAGACGGGUCGCUGGAGGCCAUCCUGAACAUCCUGGACAGCUACGACGCUCAGCAGCAGUGUCAGCUGGAAGUCGUUCACUUCGGCAUCGGAGACGUUUCAGAAAACGACCUCAAUAUGGCCGAAACGUUCGCAGGUUCGAUUUACGGCUUCAGUGUGGGAGCCAGCAAGUCGAUGCAGCAGCUGGCGUCGCGGCGAGGCAUCCCGCUGCGACUUCACAACGUCAUCUACAAGUUGAUGGAGGACCUGAAGGACGAGCUGAGCAGCAGGCUGCCUCCUCUCGUCUCAGAGAACGUCGUCGGGGAGGCGACGGUUCUCGCCCUGUUUGAUGUCUCCGUGGGGAAGAAGAAGGUUCCUGUCGCUGGCUGUCGCGUUCAGAAAGGCCAGCUGGACCGUCGACUGAAGUUCAGAUUGAUCCGAGGCCGAGACACAGUCUGGGAGGGUUGUCUGGCGGCGCUGAAACACCACAAAGACGACGUUCAGACGGUGAAGGUGGGGGUGGAGUGCGGCCUGUCAGCUGAUGGCGACGCCGACUUCAGACCCGGUGAUGUCGUCGUCUGCUUUGAGGAGGUGGACACACCGCAAGUCACUUCCUGGAACCCCGGCUUCUAAUACUGACUUUUCAUCCCAUCAUCCUCUGCUGCUGGAAACAGGAAGUUCAUAAAGCUGCUGAUGUACAGACUUCCUGUUCAGUGAAUGUAAACGUGAAAUGAAUCAGGACGCGUGACAUCACUUCCUCACUUGGUUCUGGACUUUAUUGGGUACACCUGGACAGUCUAAUCAGAAACGAAUCAGUGAGCUCACACUGUUGACCCUUAAAGGGACAGUUCACCAACUCAAACACGUUUCUGCUGUCACCUGCAGUGCUGCGGAUCGAUCCAGAUGGCAGCGUGACCGUCUGCGUUCUGUUCAGUUUAAUGGAACGAGUGUCCGUCUGCGGUGAGCAGGUUCAUAUAGAAACUCUAAUCACCGCACGUGAGGGUCCACCUCGUUCGUUUGCACUUCAGAGUAGGCCGACGUCAAACUAUUGAUCAGAUGGAUCGACAGCACCGCAGGGAAUAAAUCAAGUAAUGUUAAUAAAGUUUAAACAAAAUAA
Scatophagus argus is the source of this 2759-nucleotide messenger RNA. RefSeq names its product mitochondrial translational initiation factor 2 (gene mtif2). The record is from RefSeq and is a predicted model, not a curated record. Gene Ontology annotation, biological process: translational initiation. NCBI's taxonomy places the organism in Eukaryota, Metazoa, Chordata, Actinopteri, Scatophagidae. Bases 155 to 2275 code for a protein of 706 amino acids. The transcript has 14 exons. Gene Ontology annotation, molecular function: translation initiation factor activity; GTPase activity; GTP binding.